Molecule: messenger RNA, 4104 nt
Organism: Myodes glareolus (Bank vole)
Lineage: Eukaryota; Metazoa; Chordata; Mammalia; Rodentia; Cricetidae
Gene: Arid4a
Product: AT-rich interaction domain 4A
Biological process (GO): regulation of transcription by RNA polymerase II
Cellular component (GO): nucleus
Molecular function (GO): transcription cis-regulatory region binding
Source: RefSeq, a predicted model, not a curated record
CUCAACAGCUUGUUAUUUGGUGGAUUGUGGCAGUAAAUCGGGGCGAGUGGGGAACCCGGCGCAGGAACUGCCGCUGCGGCCGGGAGCGGUGCUUCCCGGACGGGGGCCCACGGCGGUCGGUAGGGCGGCGGACUGGAGAGCUGACAGCGCGCUGCACUCGCAGUAGGGACCGGGAAGAGAACUCGUGGAAGCUGGAACCCCACAGGUCACCAGUCAAGAUGAAGGCGGCAGAUGAGCCUGCCUACCUGACAGUGGGAACUGACGUCAGUGCCAAGUACCGAGGAGCCUUCUGUGAGGCAAAGAUCAAGACCGUGAAAAGGCUGGUGAAAGUCAAGGUAUUGUUGAAACAUGAUAACACAACACAGUUGGUGCAAGAUGACCAAGUAAAGGGUCCCUUAAGAGUCGGAGCUAUUGUUGAAACAAGGACAUCUGAUGGAUCCUUCCAGGAAGCUAUUAUCAGCAAGUUGACAGAUGCUAGUUGGUAUACCGUGGUGUUUGAUGACGGGGAUGAGAGAACGCUCCGGCGCACCUCACUUUGCCUGAAAGGGGAGAGGCACUUUGCUGAGAGUGAGACGCUUGACCAGCUUCCUUUAACGAACCCAGAGCACUUUGGAACACCAGUCAUUGCAAAGAAGGCAAACAGAGGGAGGAGGUCAUCACUUCCUAUCACUGAAGACGAAAAGGAAGAAGAAAGCAGUGAGGAGGAGGAUGAGGAUGAGCGGCGUCUCAGUGAUGGUUUACUGGGAAAGGUGGUGCGCGUGGCCACUGCAGCGGAGAGGCCUGAGUGGUACCCUGCUUUGGUCAUCUCUCCCAGCUGCAAUGAUGAUGUUACAGUGAAAAAGGACCAGUGUUUAGUUCGAUCAUUUAUUGAUUCUAAAUUUUACUCCAUAGCAAGAAAGGACAUUAAGGAACUAGACAUUCUCAGUCUGCCAGAAUCUGAGCUCUGUGCUAAACCAGGGCUGCGGAGAGCAAGUAUCUUCUUAAAAGCUAGAAUUGUUCCUGAUAAUUGGAAAAUGGACAUAAGUGAGAUUCUUGAGUCAUCCAGCAGUGAUGAUGAGGAAGACUGCCCAGCUGAGGAGAAUGAAGAGGAGAAGGAAAAAGAAGCCAAAAAGGAGGAAGAAGAACCGCCUGAGGAAGAACUUGAUCCUGAAGAGAGGGACAACUUCCUGCAGCAGCUUUAUAAGUUUAUGGAAGACAGAGGUACUCCAAUCAACAAACCUCCUGUUCUGGGCUAUAAAGAUCUCAAUCUCUUCAAGCUCUUUAGACUGGUCUACCAUCAGGGGGGAUGUGACAAUAUUGAUAGUGGUGCUGUAUGGAAGCAAAUUUAUAUGGACCUUGGCAUUCCAAUUUUGAACUCAGCUGCUUCCUACAAUGUAAAAACUGCGUAUAGAAAAUAUCUCUAUGGUUUUGAGGAGUACUGCCGUUCUGCAAAUAUUCAGUUCAGAACUAUUCACCACCAUGAACCCAAAGUAAAAGUGGAGAAAAAAGACUUUGAAGAACCCAUGGAAGAGGCUCUAAACACGAACCAGGAGAUGCCUUUAAUGGAGGUGAAGAGCGAGCCCGAGGAGAACACCGAAUCCAGCAGCGAGAGCGACAGAGAAGACACAGAGCAGAAGUCUCCAAGAGGGCGAAGAAAAAUUGUUCGAGAUGCAAAUUCUAUUAAAAAAGAAAUAGAAGAAGAGAAAAUAGAAGAUAAAUUCAUCAAAGAUGAUGCAGAAAAUAAGGAUGUCGAUGAAGACUAUGAAACAGCAGAGAAAAAAGAAAAUGAACUGCUACUUGGGAGAAAAACUACACCAAAACACAAAGAGAAGAAACUUAAAAGGCCAGAGGCUUCUGAGAAAGACUCAGAUGAAGAGGAAGAGACAAGCCAAGAGAGGGAAGACACUGAGAGCAAAUGCGACUCAGAAGGGGAGGACGAUGAUGAUGACACAGAACCCUGCCUGACAGGAACCAAAGUGAAAGUAAAGUAUGGACGAGGAAAAACACAGAAAAUUUAUGAAGCCAGCAUUAAAAGCACUGAGAUCGAUGACGGGGAGGUUUUAUACUUGGUGCAUUACUAUGGAUGGAAUGUCAGGUACGAUGAAUGGGUAAAGGCCGACAGGAUAAUCUGGCCCGUGGACAAAGGUGGACCAAAGAAAAAACAAAAGAAGAAAGUUAAGAAUAAAGAAGAUGGUGAAAAGGACGAAAAGAGGGAUGAAGAGAGGCAGAAGUCAAAACGGGGGAGACCUCCUUUAAAAUCCAAGGCGGCCAACAGCGAAGGGAAAUCAGACUCUUGUUCAUCUGAUAGUGAAACAGAAGACCCUUUGGAGAAGAGCUUGAUAGGUGAAGAACUUUCUCCUGAUCUUAAAGAAGAAUUAGAAAAAAGUGAAAAUUUGAAUGAUGAUAAACUAGAUGAAGAAAACCCAAAGAUUAUACAUCUAUUAAAAGAAAAUGACAGGACUCAGAUGCAGCCCUCAGAGACCCUGAAGGUGGAGGUCGAAGACAGUGAUCAAAUAGUACAUAUUUUUGGAAACAAAGUGGAACAAGUAGAAGAAGCUAAGAAACAGGUGGAAAAGUCCCCUAAAGGAAAGGGAAGGCGGAGUAAGACGAAAGACCUUUCUUUGGACAUUGUAAAGCUCUCGUCAUUCAGCCAGGAAGAAGCAGGCCCUGAAACUCAUGCAGAUACUCCUGGCCUGGAGUUUUCGUCGCUAGAAUGUAAAAACUUCUCUUCUCCAGAAGAUGAUGUUGACCAAUAUGAGAAAGAGAAAAAGUUGAAACGGAAAAUACUGGGACAACCAUCACCAGAGAAAAAAGUAAGGCUUGAGAAUGGAAUGGAAGCGGCGGCUGGCCUAUCCCAAGAUAGAGCCAGCGAUGGCGCUGGAGCUGAGGGCCGGAGAGGCUUGCAUUUCGAGCAGCACUUUGAAACAGGAAGUGAAGGAAUGCCAUCACUGAUAGCAGAGCCGGACCAGGGCACUCAGGAGCUGACCAGUGAAAAAUCGGACAGCCCAGCUGAAGAACCUGUGCAUACGCCACUCAAGGAGGAGGACGACGUGAUGCCUCUGAUCGGGCCUGAAACCUUGGUUUGCCAUGAGGUGGACUUGGACGACUUGGAUGAGAAGGAGAAGACCAGCAUUGAGGAUGUGGUAGUGGAAAGCCCCGAGUCUAACUCUCUGAUCUCCGUCCAGCCUGCCCUGCCUCCUGUAGCGCCGCAUAACUUUUCAGUAGCUUCCCCUCUCACUCUCAGUCAAGACGAGUCCCGGAGUGUAAAGAGCGAGAGCGAUAUAACAAUUGAAGUUGAUAGUAUUGCCGAAGAAUCACAAGAAGGCCUCUGUGAGAGGGCAUCAGCAAACGGGUUUGAAGCCAGCGGUGCCCCUGGUACCUGUAGUUUAAUUGUCCAAGAGAGAGAGAGCAGAGAGAAGGGUCAGAAGAGGCCAAGCGAUGGAAAUAGUGGGUUGAUGGCAAAAAAGCAGAAGCGAACACCAAAGCGAACAAGUGCUGCAGCUAAAAGCGAGAAGAACGGAGCAGGACAAAGCAGUGACAGCGAAGAUCUCCCCACCAUAGACAGUUCCAGCAAAUGCACGCCAGUCAAGCAUCUCAGCCUGUCUAAGCCGCAGAAGCUGGCUCGCUCCCCUGCAAGGAUCUCGCCUCACAUCAAAGAUGGAGAGAAAGAGAAGCACAGAGAAAAGCACCCAAAUUCAUCCCCCCGGACAUAUAAGUGGAGCUUCCAGCUCAAUGAAUUAGAUAAUAUGAACAGUACAGAGAGAAUCUCUUUUCUCCAAGAAAAACUACAGGAAAUCAGAAAAUACUACAUGUCUUUGAAGUCUGAAGUUGCAACCAUAGACAGGAGGAGGAAAAGAUUGAAAAAGAAAGACAGAGAAGUGUCCCAUGCAGGAGCUUCUAUGUCAUCUGCUUCAUCAGACACUGGAAUGAGUCCCUCGUCAUCAUCUCCCCCGCAAAACGUCCUUGCUGUCGAGUGCAGGUGAUGAAAGUCUCCCCACCUCCCAGCAGUUUGCUGCCAUGGACUUAAAUUACAAAACUCUGAACUACAACCACAGAAAGCACUCAGCUGGCGAAGGAUCUCCUGUAUAUUUUUCCAGGAUUGUCUAUAUCCUCCUCUCUUCUUUU